Molecule: messenger RNA, 1380 nt
Organism: Brachypodium distachyon (stiff brome)
Lineage: Eukaryota; Viridiplantae; Streptophyta; Magnoliopsida; Poales; Poaceae
Product: probable aquaporin PIP1-2
Exons: 4
Coding region: 300-1166 (288 amino acids)
Biological process (GO): transmembrane transport; response to water deprivation
Cellular component (GO): plasma membrane; plasmodesma; vacuole
Molecular function (GO): water channel activity
Source: RefSeq, a predicted model, not a curated record
GAUAACGCAGAUAAACACCAACGCAAGGCAAGACAACAGAAACGGACCCGCUCCUCCUCCCUGUCACCGUCCGGACCACCCCACCCCCGUCCUCGUCACCUUUCGUCCUCAGCUCCUUCCAGAACCGCCUCCGUCCGUUUCUCCAGUCUAGCUGGCUCUGGCUGCCUUGCCAUUGCUCGUUUGCUUGCCCCUAUAAGACUCUUCACUCCCAGUGCAGCCCUCACAGACGCACACAGAAGCCAUAUCCCAUUUCAUCCCAGCAGCUCAAGCUAGAGUAGCCAGUUUCGGCAGCCUAGGAAAUGGAAGGCAAGGAGGAGGAUGUCCGCCUGGGCGCGAACAAGUUUUCUGAGCGGCAGCCCAUCGGCACGGCCGCGCAGGGGUCAGAGGACAAGGACUACAAGGAGCCUCCGCCCGCGCCGCUGUUCGAGCCCGGCGAGCUCAAGUCGUGGUCCUUCUACCGCGCCGGCAUCGCCGAGUUCAUGGCCACCUUCCUCUUCCUCUACGUCACCAUCCUCACCGUCAUGGGCGUCAACAAUUCCCCCUCCAAGUGCGCCACCGUCGGCAUCCAGGGCAUAGCCUGGUCCUUCGGCGGCAUGAUCUUCGCCCUCGUCUACUGCACCGCCGGCAUCUCCGGAGGGCACAUCAACCCGGCGGUGACCUUCGGGCUGUUCCUGGCGAGGAAGCUGUCGCUGACCAGGGCCGUGUUCUACAUCGUGAUGCAGUGCCUCGGCGCCAUCUGCGGCGCCGGCGUCGUCAAGGGGUUCCAGUCGGGGCUGUACAUGAGCAGCGGAGGCGGCGCCAACGCCGUCGCUGCCGGCUACACCAAGGGCGAUGGCCUCGGCGCCGAGAUCGUCGGCACCUUCGUCCUCGUCUACACCGUCUUCUCCGCCACCGACGCCAAGAGGAACGCCAGGGACUCCCAUGUUCCCAUCCUUGCCCCACUGCCAAUUGGGUUCGCGGUGUUCCUGGUCCACCUUGCCACCAUCCCCAUCACCGGCACCGGCAUCAACCCGGCGAGGAGCCUUGGCGCUGCCAUCAUCUACAACAAGUCGCACAACUGGGCAGACCACUGGAUCUUCUGGGUCGGCCCCUUCAUCGGCGCCGCCCUGGCAGCCGUCUACCACCAGGUGGUCAUCAGAGCAAUCCCGUUCAAGACCAAGUCCUAAGCUUGCUGCUUUCUGAUGAUGGGGCGGCCGUUUCCCGUGCCUACUAUGUUGUUACCUUGGGACUCCCGAUUUCAAUUCCAAUUCCAAAGUUUGAUGAUGUACUUUGCUCUUGUCUUUCACCCGAGAACCCAGACUUGUAAUCUCAGUACUCAACUGUGUGUGCUGCCGUUAUUGUGCAAAUUAAGUUACCAUCCCGUCGUCAGACUUCAGUUCA